Molecule: messenger RNA, 981 nt
Organism: Gadus morhua (Atlantic cod)
Lineage: Eukaryota; Metazoa; Chordata; Actinopteri; Gadiformes; Gadidae
Product: glutamate receptor ionotropic, kainate 5
Exons: 2
Coding region: 203-667 (154 amino acids)
Source: RefSeq, a predicted model, not a curated record
AUGGAGAACAUAGGGGAUCUCUAUAACGUGUAUAUCUAUGUAUGUAACGUGUGUAUCUAUGUCUGUAUCUCUAGGUCUGGGCAUGGAGAACAUCGGGGGAUCUCUAUAACGUGUAUAUCUAUGUAUGUAACGUGUGUAUCUAUGUCUGUAUCUCUAGGUCUGGGCAUGGAGAACAUAGGGGAUCUCUAUAACGUGUGUAUCUAUGUCUGUAUCUCUAGGUCUGGGCAUGGAGAACAUCGGGGGCAUCUUCGUGGUGCUGAUCUGCGGCCUCAUCCUGGCCGUGUUCGUGGCCGUCAUGGAGUUCGUCUGGUCCACCCGCCACUCGGGGUCCGACGAGGUACACACGCCCCUUCACCACCCCUCCUCCUCCUCAGGCCACGCCCACUGCCAACACACCCCAGUGUCCGUCUGUCAGGAGAUGAUGUCAGAGUUCCGGAACGCCGUCUCCUGCAGGAAGAGCUCGCGGUCGCGGCGCCGCCGGCCACUGACCGGCUCGGCGGGGGGCGGAGUCCUGAGGCCCCGCCCCCGGCCCCGCCCACUGCGGCUGGUGAGGGACGUGCGCUUCAGCAACGGCCAGCUGUGCGGCCUGGGGGGGGGCUUCGGGCCCCCGGGGGGGGGCUGGACCCGGGGCCCGGCCCCCACCGCCUCCUGGUGGAGGACCCGUUAGGGGCCGACGUGGGCCCGCCGGCCCCUCCCCCGGCCCCUCUGGCUCCUCCCCCCACCGCCAAGCCCCUCCUCCCCAUGCUGUCGGCGCCGCCCCCCCCGGUGGCCCCGCCCCCGCUGGCCGCCCGGGUCUGCCAGGAGUGCCGCCGCAUCCAGGCGCUGCGGCCGUCUCACCCGUCUCACCCGUCUCACCCGCCGCCCCCGCCCUCCUCCUCCUCGCUCACCCCUCUGGCCCUGUCGCCGCGGCAACACCACCACCACUACCACCACCACCACCAGCACCACCAGCAGCACCCCCACCACCACCUCCUCCUGCAC